AUUUUUUUAAUAUAGGUAUAAAAAUGUUUUGUCUUUGAUAUUCGGUUCAAAAAGUAAUAUAUUAAUAUAUAGUUUUGUUAUUUUGUAUUGUGUAUAAUGAGUUCUUCACAAUCGUCGUCAUCGUUUUACAAAUCAGCAAGAAAACCUGUAGAUAAAAAAGUGCUUUAUCAUAAUCUAAAAAUGAAUAUUAUAUUUUUUGUUUUAGAGUAUGCAAGAAAUACAAAGGGUUGCACGUGAAGUUGACAAAAAUAUGAAAAAAGUGCGAGAAGAUAUAGAUAUUACAGCUACUUUAUUAAAUGCAAUUGAAAUACACGCACAGCAGGAUCAAAAUUAAUAUAAUAUUUUUUAUACAAUUUUUUAUGAUAUUUUACAAAAUCUUUUCACGAUAAUAGAUUUUAUUAUUAGAAUUGUUUCUAUUAUAAAGAAAAUAGAUGACUGAAAAAAAGAAAAACAAACAUGAAGUUAGAAUUGAUUAAUUAGGAGACUGUUUUAACAAAAAAAAUAUUAUAAAAACGUAGAAUUCAUUAUUUCCUAUUUAAACAAAAUAUGUUCAGAAUUAAUUUAAAAGAUAAAGAUAAAAGAUGGAAAAUAUUGAAAAUAUUAAUAGAUUAGAUGGAGAAGCCAUGGAUUAUGUGGAAAACAGGAUUGAUAAUAACAAAGUUUCCCAUUUAGAAAAGAAUUUGAGCAAACGACAAUUAAAAAGGGCAAAGAAAACGGAAAAAUGGUUGGAACGAAAAAAUGAAAAAAGACGGCUAGAACGAGCUAAGGCUAGAGAAAAGCGAGCAUUUGCUCGUGCAAAUAAUAUAGAUCUUGGCCCAUCUAGAAAAGCUUUAAAAAGAAGUACUAUGGCAGAGAGUAGUUGUAAGCUUACUGUUACUAUUGAUUUAUCAUUUGAUGAUUUAAUGAUAGACAAAGAUAUCGCAAAAUUGAUUAAACAGAUAUUAAGAUGUUAUACAUUAAACAGAAGAGCAAUUGCACCUUUACAAUUUUCUUUAACAAGUUUUAAUGGCAAAUCUAAAAAGGAAAUGGAGAAACACAAUGGAUAUGAACAUUGGGAUGUAAAAUUUGAACUUGAUUCAUAUAUGGAUAUUUAUCCAAAAGAUAAAAUUGUAUAUCUCACAAGUGAAUCAGAAAAUGUGAUAGAUCGACUAGAUCAUAGUUGUAUAUAUGUUAUAGGUGGCUUGGUUGAUCACAAUUGUCAUAAAGGUCUUUGCCAUAAAUUGGCAAUGGAAAAUGGAAUAAAACAUGGUCGUUUACCAUUAGAUAAAUUUCUUCUAAUGAAAGCUAGAAAAGUUUUAACCAUUGAUCAUGGUAAAAAAAAAAAAAAAGAAAUAAAAAUAUUUGAAAUCCUUCUUAGAAUAACGGAAGGUAAAACAUGGCAAGAAGCAUUCCUUCAAGUAUUGCCAGAACGUAAAAGAGCUCAACCAAUUACAUUUCCUCCAAAAAAAUCUGAAGAAUGUAAAACAAUGAAUGAUAUUAAAAUAGAAAAAGAUUGUGAUGAAGAUAUGUGUAAUAAUAUUGAAAAUGUAUUCAAACAAGAAUAAAGUUAUAAAAGCUUG
Molecule: messenger RNA, 1559 nt
Organism: Vespa mandarinia (Asian giant hornet)
Lineage: Eukaryota; Metazoa; Arthropoda; Insecta; Hymenoptera; Vespidae
Product: tRNA methyltransferase 10 homolog A
Biological process (GO): tRNA N1-guanine methylation
Cellular component (GO): nucleus; nucleoplasm
Molecular function (GO): tRNA binding; methyltransferase activity
Source: RefSeq, a predicted model, not a curated record